AUGACGCAGUUGCAUGACGUUGUGUCUGCCCUAUUAGGGAUUCAUCAUGAAGGUGACGAAACUGUUAUUCCUUUUUGGCAAGGAAUUUCGCAUUAUUCCUACAUUGAUUGGAGUUAUCAGAGCGAACAAGAAUCUUGCACUUAUGGUACGGUCUCAGGAUCGGGUUCAAUACAAGAGCAGAGCUUAGUUACUGGAAAGAAUGUGUUUCAUCGUAUAUUUUGGACGUUUAGACAGUGUUGUGAGGCGUUCAAAUUUGCCAAACUCGUCAUUCAAAUUGAUGGAACACAUUUAUAUGGGAAGUACAAAGGCAAAUUGUUGGUGGCCACAGCCCAAGAUGGUAAUGAUGAAUGUUUAUCGAUUGCUUUUGCCAUCGUUGAAGGCGAGACCUUGGAUGCAUGGAACUAUUUUCUUGUUAAUAUUUGUGCUCAUGUUACUGACAUGUCAAACAUAUGUUUGAUCUCCGAUCGGCAUCGUAGCAUAAUAUAUGCUGUGAAGAAUAACCCUAAUUGGCAGCCACCAAAUGCAUAUCACGUCUUUUGUAUUCGUCAUAUUGCAAGAAACUUCAAUCAAAAGUUUCGGAAUGAAGGUUUAAAGUGGAUGUUAAAGAAUUUAGGUUAUACUCCGACCAUCGUUGAUUUUGAAAGGAAUCUUGCGAGCUUCCGUGAAAGUAGUCCUCAAAUUGCUGAGUGGAUUGAUGCCAUUCCUAAGGAAAAGUGGUCGCGAGCCUACGAUAUUGAAGGGCGGAGGUACGGUCAUAUGACAACAAAUUUGGCUGAAUCUGUCAAUAAGGUUUUGAAGGGGGCCAGAAAUAUGCCUAUAACUGCAUUGGUUAAGCAUACAUAUAGCAGAUUGGUUGCAUAUUUUGUUGAGAGAGGAACAAAUGUCGUUGCACAACUUCAAUCAGCUCAUCGUCACUCCAAAAAUGUUGUUGAAUUGGUCAAGAAGAACCAAGUAGAUGCAACAGGCCACCACGUUCGUUGGAAGCGUUCAUAUUCUGUCAACCUCCCACAGAGAUUCUGCCAGUGUGGAAAGUUUAAGGCCUUUAAGUAUCCAUGUAGUCACGUCGUUGCUGCUGCAUUAAGUGUUAGGCAGAGUGCGUUCACGUACGUUGACGAUGUCUUCUUGACAACAAACUUGGUCGAGGCUUAUUCUUUUCCGUGGGAGCCAAUCGGAAAUGAGGAAGCAAUACCUGAAAUUAGUGGUCCAAAGAUUAUUCCUGAUGCCACUAUGUUGCGUGCAAAAGGUCGUCCAAAGUCAACUCGCAUCCGCAACGAGAUGGACGAAGUAGAGACAAGUCAAAGCCGUAUCAGGUGUGGACUUUGCAAGGAACGCAGCCAUAAUCGUCGGGGAUGUCCAGGUCGUGGGAGAAAAGACUGA
Gastrolobium bilobum is the source of this 1377-nucleotide messenger RNA. RefSeq lists its product as uncharacterized. Lineage: Eukaryota; Viridiplantae; Streptophyta; Magnoliopsida; Fabales; Fabaceae. The record is from RefSeq and is a predicted model, not a curated record. Bases 1 to 1377 code for a protein of 458 amino acids. Gene Ontology annotation, molecular function: zinc ion binding. The transcript has 5 exons.